Molecule: messenger RNA, 1624 nt
Organism: Amoebophrya sp. A120
Lineage: Eukaryota; Dinophyceae; Syndiniales; Amoebophryaceae
Source: the annotation of a GenBank genome assembly
UGGAAGCACUUCGCGAAGUGACUAGAUGUAAUUUGUUGUAUGACUGCAAAAAUAGGAUAUGGAUUUUGCUUUGCAGGAUCCGUUUCCAUGCAUAACAACCUUCUUCGGAAGAAAAUCGCACUCUUGAUCGUCUGCGACAGUGCUACUUUUCUCAUAGGAUACCGAACCACCGUGAAAACGGUUGAAGACCUGGCUGCGCCCGAAAUGUUAGCGGACUUCUUCGGCGAAGAUGAUCUUAUUCCUCCGGUAUCCCUUGUGCGUUGGAUUGUCGUCCGCGAUGCCGCGGAGCAAACCAGCGAAAUUUCGGAGCCGGACACUGGCGAAGAAGAGUUUGCUCCUCCGUCGGAUGACGGAACCUCGAUGGUAAUGAGCAGCGAAGAGCAAGGAGUAAAGCAAGAAGAAAAGGUUGCCGAAGAGGAGAAGCAAUCUGCGUCGAAAGAGGAUGCGUUUCUGGACCCUGCGACGGAAGUGAACUUUGAAGAUCCGAACAUGACGUACCAGUUUGUGAUCGUGGCCAGCGGUUUCAAAAUUGAGAACGAGGAGACGAGGAUCGUGCUGAAGUGGGCGAGUCGCAUUGGCAAAGUGGUGGAGCCGUUGGAAACGGUGGAGAUGGCGCGCGCUUUUAUUUACGACCGCGUCUACCUGCAAGUUCCGAAGGACUUGCGGGCUCGUGCGCUGGUUCAUUUUUUUCCUGUGAAUUCUGUCGCCGCCGGAGAAGACUGGCCAGCGCUAUGGGACCUCGAGCACGCCGGGCAAAGGAAUUUGCUGCAAGCAAUCUUACAGCUUCCUUCCACAGAAUGGAAAAAACACGAACAGCAGAGCAAUGGGCAGGUGUUCACUGUGUCCCUGCGGGAGCACUUUGGCUUCGAAAUCACAAUACAGGCUGUGCUUUCUGGAAUGAUGAGCCCCUCGGACGACUAUCUUGCAGGGAUGAACUAUCGUCCGGUUAAACCAGGACUACUGCGACUGGUGAAAGAGGGCCUCAAGACGGCAAAAGGAGGGGGCCAGAUGGAUCCGGUCAAAGUAGGUAUGCUGAUUCGUGUGCAUGAAAGUCAUCCUAAUUACGAACCGACUUAUCAUCCGGGUUUCGUAGAGGAAUGCAGGAAAUUGCUUUUGUCGUUCUUUGAAGGGCAAGGCGACGUGGAUUCGCUCCUCUUUACAGAAGCAUUGCAAGGUCACAAAGGCGUCGACGGCAAAGGAAAUUAGUGGUGGCACGCCAGAGCGACUAAGGACACUUGCAAGAAGUGGUGGCGCAGCCCGCAUAGCAAGGAUUACGUACGGGAUGACGGUGAAGGGAAAGGUUGGGGCAAAGGCUAUUGCGGUGGGUUAUUCAACAAGGGAUACUAUUAUUGCGGAGACCACAGCGGCACGGGUAAAGGCAGCGAAGGAACCGAAGGAAAAAAUUAAGUACGGCAAGUAGAAAAAGAUCGUUUCUUGACAGCACGCAACACUUGGCUAGCAGCAAAAUUACGAAACUAAUCCUGUGCAUUAGAGAAAAGUAUUUACUGACUAGACUUGGUCAACAACGAACAAGGACAAGCGACAAGACAUCGACCGAUUCCAGCGCAUAUCCAUUCCCAUUCUUGACCAAUCAAAUUUGCUAAAAGACUACUCUCUGCCAGUG